This is a messenger RNA of Blastomyces gilchristii SLH14081, 3421 nucleotides long. RefSeq lists its product as uncharacterized. Bases 1393 to 3186 code for a protein of 597 amino acids. NCBI's taxonomy places the organism in Eukaryota, Fungi, Ascomycota, Eurotiomycetes, Onygenales, Ajellomycetaceae. The record is from RefSeq and is a predicted model, not a curated record. The transcript has a single exon.
CCGGACGGAUCCACUGGCGCAUGGCUGACAGCCAAAUUAUGCAUGAUGUCGGUGACAACUCAUAAAUUUGUGCUGAAGGCAGAUUCAUUCCUCAGUAAGCCGUAGUUACUUUUGAAAAAAAAAGAGAAUUGCACUGGGCAAGUAGCUGGCAUCCCUCAUAUUCGCCAAUAAUAGUGACACCCGGGCUGCCGGAAUCUUGCUAGAAAUCCUGGAAAAUAUCUUCAAAUUCCAGCAUGCCCCAGAUGCCACUGGAUUCGAAUUAAGUCGUGGUUUUGUGGAGGGCGGCGGAUGGCAAAAGGCGUUAAGGCUGUCAGGCAAACGGGCGGCGACUGUUAUUAGAAAGAAUACAGCCUGUAACUAAUAAUAUGAGAGCUUGUCCAGUUGUCAUCCCCGUUCGCCGCGCCGUAUUCGGUGUCGGCUCGCCAUCGAAGUUCAUCCUCCGAUCAUCCAUCGUACUCGGCUAGUUUAGACUCCGCCCUCGACCUAAAAGCCUUGUCUCUCUCUAAUAUUCCGCCGCCUGCCUUUUUUUUGGUCUCAUGGCGGAGGCUGGGCAGUGGGCAGGAUUAUUAUAUAUAUCACCGCUUGUUUAGGUUAUAAUUAAAACUGUGUGUAAGUAGGUUGACAAUAUUCCCAUAUUCCUUGAUUUCCCUUCUUAACUUCUUUCUCUUGUCAUGUUUUAUUAUUAUUAGCAAAAAAGGAUCUCCUUUUCUCAACUAGAUCAGUGUUCCAAAUUCUCCGCCUGCAAGCUCUAAAGACUAGAUAAGAGCUCCUUCGAAGUUAAUAUUAAUCCCCCACGAAGCCCAUAAGGUACUUUUUUUGCUCGUAUGGCGGCGCGGGGCACCCACAGCUUGUCCCGCCUUACACAAGAACAAUUAGCUACCUUCGCACUGAUCCGAGCGUAGCCAACGUUACAGAGCAUAGGCCUAUACCUGCGUGUUCAAAAGCACUCUACGGAGUAGAGUUUUGCAAGAAAGGCCUGAGAAGGAAGAGGCUGAUAUACGGCUAACCACCGCCCAGUGGCCAGGGCUGACAACUCGAAGGGUCUCCUGGUCUUAAAAGCGAUCCUCGUUUGUUAGAGGAUUCAGGAUUGAGCUACUGUCAAUUUCUCCCACAUUUGUUGUUGGAUUUGUUGCUGGGUAAUUUUUCGCAUCCAACUACCACAGCACUUUUCCUGUGUAUCAUUGAUUGUCAGGUGGAGGAUAUAUACCAGCCCCGUGAAACCUCGGGAAACAUCGUGGCCGUCCAGCAAGCCCUCCCGUUCCACACGGGAUCCUGAAAUAUCCGGGGCUUCAAAGAAAUUUGCUACCGUCAAACUUGCUUGGAAAAUUAAAUCAGCCAGUUCGAUGGCCCCCUGGUAGGGGUCAUCAUUGCUCCCUUAUUUCAUUUUGAGUCAUGUUUGUCAAUCUAGACUCGACAGCAGACGCGACGGCGGCCCAUACGCACGAGUUUUCGAACCAGGAGAACUCUCCACCGACCGCCUCUCUUCUUUCGCGAUCUGCUGCUGGGAUUUUUCCGUUGGGCUUUGUGUCGUCUACCAAGAACCGCUGGAAUUCUGGAGUUCCGCAGCCAGUGAUGAUCCAAACAUCGACCACUACGUCGCCGCUUACAACACCUCGUUUAUCGAUUGAUGAAGACUAUGUUCCAGCAGAUCCCACUAACAUUGGUCUGCAUAGUCGAGCGCGGGAGGCUUCAGCUAUAGAUACGAAAAAGCAGCUGCAGCACCGGACAAAGUCGUCCUUUAGCUUCGCGCAUCCACCACCUAGCACCCGUCGCAAACGUCUAGGACUCCGGCCCAAAUUGCUACUUCAGCUGCACAGAGUAUCGCACAUAUCCCGACCUAUACCUACUAUUGAUGUUCUAUCAUCUACCAUUUGUUCCGGACCUAGAAAAUUCCCAUGCAGAUAUAGGGGAAAGGACAGCCCGUCUGCGAACGACCUCCUACUCGUAACCAGCGACGCUUAUGAGCAGGCUGGUGCUGAGGAUGAUAGGAGUGUUUCCUCCGAUGACGAUCCGCAGAAUGACAGAGACGUGGUUGCGACAGUAUGUCACCAUCGCAAAGACAGUGGGAAAGCGGGCGCGAUGGCAGAAAUAUCUCUACAGCAGGGGAGCCGUUGGGAGGUUUCCCAUCUUCCCUCUGGCGGUUAUGAGUUUACAGGGACUACGGAGAGUGGAGAGCAAAGAUGUGCCCGUUGGGUAUUACGGGGAAAGGCGGGAAGUCGUCGGGUUUCUGGAUCCAGCAAUGGUGCGGACAACACUUUCGACGAUGGCAAGCGGUUUACAUUCAGUAUAAUCGACCCCAACACCCGUCGACACCCAGUUUUAGCGUGGAUGUCCCGCCAGGGAAUUGAUAUUCUUGAUAAAUACCCUCUCUUUUCCGCUCAAACUCAAAGGUCAUCGUCCCCAGCCUCUCCCAAAGGCCCACACUUAGCCGCCGCAACCACUCCACCGCAGACCAACGAUUAUAGUGAUCCGCCUUUAAUUGAAACCGAUGAUCACCUCCGUACGCUCAUUGUCGUCAGUGGAGUUUGGGUUGCAUUCCGAGAAGGGUGGCCUCAGACUCCCCUUUACGCAGACGUACUCCCUACAACACCGACGACUGCCGGUCCUAGAACUUCUAUUUCUUCCUCUUCACAACAACAGCAGCAGCAACAACAACAACAACGGUCACAAUUAGCACAAAAUUCGAGAAACGAUACAGAGAAAGUAGGUACAGUAGAUGACAGCACGAGGAGUAAAAGCUUCCCGUUCACCGGGGGCCGACUACUACUGGGAGGCCCAGGUCUGAUCCACCGCGCAAAGACAUUAAACGAAAAUUCAAAGAAAUCCGCCUCUCCCCGACGAACAGUACCUCAGAGGAAGGAAAAUAGACUAGUCGAUGACGUGAAAGAUGUCCCCAGCCAUGAUACGCAAAGCCCCUUGCAUGCCGAAAGCUUGACAAUUGCCAAGCAAACGCAAAAGAGGCGGGGGUCCAGGCGCAGAUCCAGAGGUGACCGUGGACAAUAUCUAAGCCCAGAAAAUAGCCUUCCGCCUCCUCGGUACUCCUAUGGGGAAGAUAGCCAGAACGAUGCUUUGUCGAGUGCAGCCACUGUUUACAUCGGGCAGGGUAAACCGGAGCAGCAGUCAAAAGGCAAGCGGUGGCGUAGAUUAAGCAAUUUGCUUGGUAUGAAGGGACCGGCGGCGACUUGAGUUUCCAAGGCGAAUUUUCUGUCCCUAUUUUGUAUUCUGUAUUUCAAUGUAUUUUCCGUAAACUCAUCAUGGCUUGUCGAGCGGUCUUUUUUUUCCCUUCUUUUUUUCUAUUUGGGAGGGAUCAAUGACAUUAGCGUAGGGGAUCUCAUAUCCGUUGUUUUAGUAUUUUAUCGUCAUAUAUUUUAAAUUCUAAACUUUUCUAUCCAUAUCUAACCGCAAAUGAUCCGUACAUUGG